Messenger RNA from Portunus trituberculatus (swimming crab), 1650 nucleotides. RefSeq lists its product as uncharacterized. Lineage: Eukaryota; Metazoa; Arthropoda; Malacostraca; Decapoda; Portunidae. The record is from RefSeq and is a predicted model, not a curated record. Bases 431 to 1525 code for a protein of 364 amino acids. The transcript has 7 exons.
CCAUUUUGACUAUGGAUCAGGGAAGGCGAAACAGCUAUACGCUCGGUUUAGCUACUUCAGCUACAUGGCCGCCAUAGAGAGCCGAAGUGGCAGGAGAACUCUGUCAGACUGUCAUAAACUCCUUGGUCUGAAGACAAUGCCGUGCCAUCUUAGAAACCUCUCCGUUGGAGCAGAAAUACGCUGUUAACUAUUAAUUUGCAUAUUCCCCUUGUGUUACAAAAGAGUAUCGAGAUAUUGAAGUAGUGAGGAAAGACCGAGAUCGAUUUCAGCCGUGUUCCCUGGUCUCUUAGAAGAUCCUGAGAGCAGUCGGCGUGUUCACUGGGGCCAUGGUGAUGUGCUCAGUCUUGUAGAAAAAGUUGGUGAACACUGGCAGGAAUUCUGCAAUGGUGUCAGGAAGAAAAAAUUUAUUUGGAAGGACAUUGCAGAUGAGAUGGGCCAGAAUGGUUUUGUUGUCAGUGGGGAUGAAUGUGACCGGAAGUGGAGAAAUCUCAAGAUCCGCUAUUUGGCAGUAUUGGAGAAGCAAAUGAGUGGAGAGAAGUCUGCCCACCGGAUUGACUAUUUUGAAAAGAUCCAUGCCUUCCUCAAUAAUGACCCUGUCACUUUGGCUUACUUGGAGCAGAGAAGUGUUCAGCAGAAAUGCAAGACCUCAGCAGACCAGAAUGCUGAGAAUGAAGAGGAGGAACCAGAUUUAGAUGAUGCAGGUAUACUUGACUGGAGUGACAGAGCUGUGCAGCUGCUCCUGGACCUUCUAUUGGAAUUCAGGGAUUGGUUCACUGACCAGGACAAUAAUUGGGAUGACAGCACUAUCUGGGAGACCAUCUCAGAGCAAAUGAAGCUGGAGGGCUACCAGCCAUCUUCAGAACAGUGUUGUCACAAGUGGGCUUCAUUGACUAUGGAGUUUCAACAUCACAAAACAGAGGCUGAGGCCACUGGGUCAGUACCACUUUGGCCAUACUAUACACGUGUCAGACAUGUCCUGGCUCAGGUGGGAAGGCCAACUGUCAGCAAGGCCAACACAUCAGUUACGCUUGAAUCAGGUUCUAAAAAGUCUUUCAAACGAGGAAUGAAAAGAACACGAAACAAUACGAAGAUGAAAGCAAUACCUGUCUGCAAGCAAGAGAUUCAGGAUAUUGACAUUGUAGAGGAGCAAAUUGAAGCUGAUACUGCAUAUACAGAAUUAGAGUUUCCAAAGGCACAGAAAGUUUCAGGUAGGCCUACUACAGCAGGCACAGUAAAGAAUGCUUUGCAGCCAGGGGAUAUUAGGGAGGUCUGCCAACGUUUGGAGAACAUAGAAGAGAACAUGGCUAUCUGCCGUCGCCUGGAUCAUUUGGAGGCUCAGUUGGAUGGUGCAGCUGAACAGCGCCGAGCUCAACAGCAGACUAAUACUCUUCUCAGCCAAGUUCUGACUGAGUUAUCAGCACUGCGGCGCACUCUCAGCACAAGGCCUGUUCACAAGAUACAGGAUCCAACAGACCUGUCCUCUGGCAUCACUAUUGUUGUACCUCAGUCUCAACAGCUCCAGUGAAGAUCCUAAAUCUAGGGAUGAAGAACCAAAGAUCCAAACACCCAUAUGCUAUUAUUGUUUGAUAUUCUAGAUGAGUCUUUUGUACUGCACAAAAUGAUGUAUAUUUAGUAAAAAGAGUAAUUUUG